Electrophorus electricus (electric eel) is the source of this 1230-nucleotide messenger RNA. RefSeq names its product fibroleukin. The record is from RefSeq and is a predicted model, not a curated record. Lineage: Eukaryota; Metazoa; Chordata; Actinopteri; Gymnotiformes; Gymnotidae. Gene Ontology annotation, biological process: blood coagulation.
AUGAGUGGCAUGUGCAGCAUGUGCAUGUGGGUGCGCAUCCUGCACUUACUUUUGCUAGGUGUAUGCAUGAUGUCAGUGUGUGUGCUAUGUCAGAGGGAUAGUUUGGUAGCUGGGCCCUCUAACAGAAGAUGUGUAGGUGCCUGCAGUUUAACAGCAUCUCCCCCAAAAGAACAACUCACACACACCCAGGACAUGCUGUACAGGAAAACACAGGAGGCCCGUCAAAGAAAUGCUCAGGCAUCUGCCAUUUCAGAGCGCUUGGUGCAUCUGCAGCAGUGUAUGAAACAACAUGAUCCAGCAAUGGGAAAUCGAGGAUAUGAAUCUAAUUCACUGGCAGCCACUUUGGCUCUAUUGACAGCAGUGCUGACCGAAUGUGACCUGCACUGCCAUACUCAGAGGCUCAGAGAUAUGGCACGAAGACUAGAAGGUGCUGCUGUUGGUAGAAAUGGAAAAAAAGACUUGUUGCUUUUGAUAAAGAGUAUCACACUGUCUGCUCCCACACCAACACAAAAAACUCCAACAGUGGCACCCUCUUCAGGGCUUUAUCCUCAGGACUGUUAUGAGAUUCUUCAGUUAGGAAUCAAAGAGAAUGGGAUUUACACCAUACAACCAGACCCCCAACAACCGGCACUAGAGGCUGCGUGUGACAUGCUGUCUAUGGGUGGAGGAUGGACUGUGUUUCAACGGCGAUUUGAUGGACAGCUGGACUUUAACCAGACAUGGCGGGAGUACCGGGAAGGUUUUGGUUCACUGCAGAGGGAACACUGGCUAGGGAAUGCAGUUCUGCACGCUCUCACAGCCAACAGACCACACAUACUCUGCAUCACGCUCCAAGACUGGCACCAACAGACACGACAUGCCACCUACAACACCUUCAAAGUGGCAGGGGAAAUCCAAAGGUUUCGUCUGACCGCACAAGAUUAUCAUGGAGAUGCUGGUAAUGCCCUUAGUUAUAGUAAACGUUACAACCAUAAUGGCAGAGCUUUCAGUACAUAUGACCGUGAUCAUGACCGCUACGCAGCAGGGAACUGUGCUCAGUACUAUGGUGCAGGCUGGUGGUUUGACUCCUGUCUGGCUGCCAAUCUUAAUGGGCGCUACUACCAUGGCCGCUAUAGUGGCAUCACAGAUGGCAUCUACUGGGGCACCUGGUAUAUCCUCACUGACUCUCGAACUGGGAAGAGAUACUCAUUUAAAAGUGUAGAGAUGAAGACACGGCCAAAACAGUCAUAA